This is a messenger RNA of Peromyscus eremicus (cactus mouse), 1074 nucleotides long. It is a transcript of the gene Gpr25, whose product is annotated as G protein-coupled receptor 25. NCBI's taxonomy places the organism in Eukaryota, Metazoa, Chordata, Mammalia, Rodentia, Cricetidae. Gene Ontology annotation, biological process: immune response; G protein-coupled receptor signaling pathway. Gene Ontology annotation, cellular component: membrane. The record is from RefSeq and is a predicted model, not a curated record. Bases 1 to 1074 code for a protein of 357 amino acids. Gene Ontology annotation, molecular function: G protein-coupled receptor activity. The transcript has a single exon.
AUGCAGUCCACCGAGGCCUGGAGUCACAGCUGGAGCACGACGUCCUGGGACUAUUCGGGCUCUGGCUCCCUGGACCAAAUGGAGCUUUGCCCGGCCUGGGACCUGCCCUACGGUCACGCCAUCAUCCCUGCGCUCUACCUGGCGGCCUUCACCGUGGGCCUGCCGGGCAACGCCUUCGUGCUGUGGCUGCUGAGCGGACGGCGCGGGCCGCGGCGGCUGGUGGACACCUUCGUGCUGCACCUAGCGGCCGCCGACCUGGGCUUCGUGCUCACACUGCCACUGUGGGCGGCGGCGGAGGCCCGGGGCGGCCUGUGGCCCUUCGGCGACGGCCUGUGCAAAGCCAGCAGCUUCGCGCUGGCGGCCACGCGCUGCGCGGGCGCGCUGCUGCUGGCGGGCAUGAGCGUGGACCGCUACCUGGCCGUGGGCCGGCCGCUGAGCGCGCGGCCGCUGCGGAGCCCGCGCUGUGUGCGAGCCGCGUGCUGCGGCGCCUGGGCGGUGGCGUUCCUGGCCGGGCUCCCCGCCUUGCUCUACCGCGGGCUGCAGCCGAGCCCGGACGGCCCGGGCAGCCAGUGCGCCGAGGAGCCGUCGGAUGCCCUCCAGGGCCUCGGCCUGCUGCUGCUGCUGCUGACCUUCGCGCUGCCGCUGGCUGUCACCCUGGCCUGCUACUGCCGCGUGUCGCGCCGCCUGCCGCGCGUGGGGAGGGCCCGGAGCAAUUCGCUGCGCAUCAUCUUCGCCGUGGAGAGCGUCUUCGUGGGUUCCUGGCUGCCCUUCGGCGUCCUGCGAGCCAUCUUCCACCUGGCGCGCCUCCGGGCUCUGCCGCUGCCCUGCGCGCUGCUGCUGGCGCUACGCUGGGGUCUGGCUGUCGCCACCUGCCUGGCUUUCGUCAACAGCUGUGCGAACCCGGUCAUCUACCUCCUGCUGGACCGCUCCUUCCGCGCCCGGGCCCGGUUCGGGGUGUGCACGCGCGCCGGGCGCCAGGUGCGAAGGAUCAGCUCGGCGUCCUCGCUCUCCAGGGACGACAGCUUGGUGUUCUGGGGCCGGUCCCCAAAGGUGAACUCUGCCUCGGCCUCGUAG